Molecule: messenger RNA, 1602 nt
Organism: Penicillium roqueforti
Lineage: Eukaryota; Fungi; Ascomycota; Eurotiomycetes; Eurotiales; Aspergillaceae
Product: aromatic alcohol reductase
Exons: 6
Coding region: 1-1602 (533 amino acids)
Molecular function (GO): oxidoreductase activity
Source: RefSeq, a predicted model, not a curated record
AUGCCUGAGUACGCCAAGAACCAGCCAGCCGGCUUCAAAAAUGCCAUUGAGAGAGUCGCCAUUGUCGGUGCCGGAGGCACUGUUGGAUCCCACCUCGUUGCCGCUCUCCUUAAAACCGGAAAACACACGGUUACGGCUCUCUCCCGCAGAGAUAGUAGCAACAAACUCCCCGAGGGCGUCCUCGUCGCCCCAGUUGACUAUUCCAACGAGGCCACUAUUGUCGCUGCCCUCAAGGGCCAGGAAUUCUUCAUCAUCACAGUAUCCCCCACUGCGCCCCGCGACACCCACAGCAAGCUCGUCCGGGCGGCCGCCAAGGCUGGUGUUCCCUACAUCAUGCCUAACGGGUACGCUGGCGACAUUGAACACACUAAACUCGGAGAGGAUAUCAUGCUCGGUCCCGUUGCUCAGGCUGCCAGGGACGAGAUUGAGAGCCUCGGUAUGAAGUGGAUCACCGUGUGCUGUGGGUUCUGGUACGAUUACAGCUUAGCGGGGGGUGAGGCGCGCUUCGGGUUCGACUUUGACAAGCGGUCUCUGACGAUCUAUGAUGACGGCACCACCAAGAACUCGGUAUCGACCUUGUCGCAGGUUGGGCGCGCUGUGGCCAAAGUGCUGAGUUUCAAGGUGCUUCCUGAGGACCAAAACGACAAGAGCCUUACUGUGUCGCGAUGGCUUAAUAAACCUGUGUAUAUUAAGAGCUUCGUGAUCAACCAGACCGAGAUGUUUGAGAGCGUCAAGCGCGUCACAGGCACUAGUGACGCUGACUGGACUAUCACUCAUGAGGAUAGUAAGAAGCGAUACGCAGAUGGACUGACAAUGGUCAAGACUGGUAACAUGGCUGGCUUUGGUAAGCUGCUUUACGCAAGGGCAUUUUUCCCAGAUGAUCCGGGUGAUUGCUCGGCCAAGGCACAGAAUGAGCUGCUUGGUCUGCCGGAGGAGAGCCUGGAUGAGGCUACUCGAGCUGGGGUUGAUAUGAAAACCCAACUGGCAGAUGAUCUCGUGGCGAUACGGAAUAAGUGGCUCGCUGCGCUACAUACCGCAAGCUCUUGCAGGUCUCGAGAUAUUCAUCACGAGAGAGUCUAUGUGAAGCUUGGUGGCAUUGAGAUCACCAAUCUUUCACAUUUGAUACACUUCGAGCCGGCUGAAUACAAAGCAAUUGUCGACGAUGAUCUGGUAGAUCCCGAUGGUGAAAUACAGGUCUUACUUGAAGUCAAGGCUAGGCAUCUGGUAUCGACUUCAUCAAGAGAAGUCCUGAUGCAACAGGGGCUUGAAAUGCUGGCAUGGGUUGCUGAAACUCUGGGCAUUGAAGGGUCAGAGGGACCAAGAGUCCCACUGAGCGACUCACCAAUCAAGAGAUGGGUGAUGUUAGCCCAAUACGCGACAAGCGUAUAUUUCAUCGUCGCUGAUCUCCGUGAAGGGUACAUUGAGUACUCGAUGACAGGCGAGCGCUCAGAGAACCCCCUUGACAAGAAGGCAUUUCUCAAAAUGGAGAUAUUGGGACCUUUCAGCAUCUAUUCUGCGGAAGAGAUGCGGAUGUUCGGGUUUCUUGUUGUCGUCCUGACAGUUGUCCAGCACCGGGAUUGGAAGAAGGGUAAGGAGGUUUAG